AUGGAAAACAAUUCCUAUAUAACCACUUUCUUGCUCACUGGAUAUGGAGACUUGGAAUACUUGAGGAAUAUUUACUUUACUGCCACUCUAUUUGCUUACCUUAUAAUACAAUUAGUAAAUGCAAUUAUCAUAUUUGUUAUUGUUUGUGACAGAAGCCUUCAUGAACCCAUGUACAUAUUUAUUUGUAGCUUAACUAUUAAUGGCCUUUAUGGUAGCAAUGCUUUUUAUAUGAAAUUUAUGGAGAAUCUCUUAUCAAGCAAUCCAUCAAUUUCAAGGACAGGAUGUUUGCUUCAAAUAUUUGCCAUUCAUACGUAUGGAUCUUUUGAAUUUUCAAUUUUGGCACUAAUGGCCUAUGACAGAUAUGUGUCCAUCUGUAACCCUCUCCUGUACAACAAUAUAAUGAAACCAUCAAAAGUAACUAGCCUAUUAUGCUUUGCAUACCUUUACCCUAUUUGCAUUUUUACUAUUCAUAUUUGUUUAACAGUCCGCCUUCCAUUAUGUGGAUAUCUGAUAGAUAAAGUGUACUGUGAUAACUGGUCUGUUGUCAAGUUAUCUUGUGUGGACAUAUCUGUUAAUAAUUUUUUUGGCUUUUUUGUUGCAACAAUUCUCAUGGUGCCACCAGUGAUGCUUACUCUGUAUUCAUAUGUUAAAAUAGUAUCUGUAAGUAUUAAGGCUUCAAAGGAGGCACGCAGUAAAGCAGCAAAAACUUGUCUGCCCCAUUUGAUAACAUUUGUAAACUAUAGUGUUGCUACAUUUUUUGAAAUCAUACAUCAGCGGUUUGAUGCUAGAGCUCUUCCUCAUGACUUAAGAGUAUUUAUGUCAAUAGACUUUGUAUUAUUUCCUCCUCUUUUAAAUCCAGUUAUUUAUGGGAUUAAAACAAAAAAGAUAAGGAAAAGUGCCAUAAAAAUGUUCAGGUUUAGAAACAUCAAGAAUAGUUUAGGAGCUGCCAGCAUACACAAUUCUUAA
Molecule: messenger RNA, 966 nt
Organism: Polypterus senegalus (gray bichir)
Lineage: Eukaryota; Metazoa; Chordata; Cladistia; Polypteriformes; Polypteridae
Product: olfactory receptor 52K1-like
Exons: 1
Coding region: 1-966 (321 amino acids)
Biological process (GO): G protein-coupled receptor signaling pathway
Cellular component (GO): membrane
Molecular function (GO): G protein-coupled receptor activity; olfactory receptor activity
Source: RefSeq, a predicted model, not a curated record